CAGGUAAACCGAACCACGGCGCCAUAUUGACAACGGAAAGACCUCAAGGAAUACUUUUACUUAUCUCACUCUUGAAAACUUAAAGUCACUGGAAUCUAGCGCUGAACUGAAUUCCUGUCGAAGAUGCCAUUGGCACAGUUUGGAGCAGACCCUUGGCAGAAAAUGGCAUUGGGCAAUUCGGAAACCGAGGUCAUGGAUGACUCCAUGGGGGAUGAUGACGAUACUGCAUGCAGUGAUGAGGGCUUUGUGAAUGAGAUCAGUAUCACACAUCAUGUUAAAGAGGGCUCUGAAAGGGCUGAUCGUCGGCAGUUUGAGCUGCGCAAGGUCCUGGGACAGGGCUCCUUUGGGAAGGUGUUCCUUGUGAAGAAAAUAACAGGGCCUGAUGCUGGACAGCUCUAUGCUAUGAAGGUGCUGAAAAAGGCCACAUUGAAAGUGCGAGAUAGGGUCCGGACCAAGAUGGAGCGAGACAUUCUGGUGGAGGUGAACCAUCCUUUUGUCGUCCGACUACAUUACGCAUUCCAGACAGAAGGGAAGCUGUACCUGAUUCUGGACUUCCUCAGGGGUGGAGAUUUAUUCACGCGGCUGUCCAAAGAGGUGAUGUUCACAGAGGAGGAUGUGAAGUUCUACCUGGCAGAGCUGGCUCUGGCCCUGGACCAUCUGCAUGGCCUGGGAAUCAUCUACAGAGACCUGAAACCUGAGAACAUUCUGUUAGAUGAGGAGGGACAUAUCAAACUCACUGACUUCGGCCUGAGUAAAGAGUCCAUUGAUCAUGACAACAAGGCCUACUCUUUCUGUGGAACAGUGGAGUACAUGGCACCAGAGGUCGUGAACCUCCGAGGACACACCCUUAGCGCUGACUGGUGGUCCUAUGGCGUGCUCAUGUUUGAGAUGCUGACUGGAACACUGCCUUUCCAAGGGAAGGAUCGGAAGGAAACCAUGACAAUGAUACUGAAGGCCAAGCUAGGAAUGCCACAGUUCCUGAGUCAAGAGGCCCAGUCUCUCCUACGUAACCUGUUCAAACGCAACCCAGGCAACAGACUAGGUGCUGGUCCAGACAGAGUGGAAGAGAUCAAGAGACAUUCCUUCUUUUCCACUAUUGACUGGAAUAAAUUAUUCAGGAGAGAGAUCCAUCCCCCCUUUAAACCUGCGAGUGGCAGACCUGAUGACACUGUCUACUUUGACUCGGAAUUCACUGCAAAAACUCCACGAGACUCUCCCGGCUGUCCCCCGAGUGCCAACGCCCACCAGCUUUUCAAAGGCUUCAGCUUCGUGGCCAUCUCGGAGGAGGAGAGUCAACCACCACAGAACAUCAACAUGACCUCAAUACAGCAACUCCACAGAAAUGCAGCACAGUUCAGUGAAGCAUACGAUGUGAAGGAGGACAUCGGUGUUGGCUCUUACUCCAUAUGCAAACGCUGUGUUCAGAAGAGCAACAGUAUGGAGUAUGCUGUGAAGAUCAUCAGUAAGGCCAAGAGGGACCCCGCAGAAGAGGUGGAGAUUCUUCUGCGCUACGGACAGCACCCCAACAUCAUCACUCUCAAAGAUGUGUAUGACGAUGGGCGCUCUGUGUACCUGGUGACAGAGCUGAUGAAAGGAGGGGAACUGCUGGAUAAGAUCCUCCGACAGAAGUUCUUCUCUGAGAGGGAGGCCAGUGCAGUUCUCCACACAAUCACAAAAACUGUGGAGUACCUACAUGGACAGGGGGUUGUCCACAGAGACCUGAAGCCCAGUAACAUCCUGUAUGUGGAUGAGUCUGGAAACCCAGAGUCGAUCCGGAUCUGUGACUUUGGCUUCGCCAAACAGCUGAGAGCUGAAAACGGGCUCCUGAUGACUCCCUGCUACACGGCCAACUUUGUCGCCCCCGAGGUGCUGAAGAAACAGGGCUAUGAUGCAGCGUGUGAUAUCUGGAGUCUGGGAGUACUGCUCUACACAAUGCUUACUGGGUUCACUCCUUUUGCCAAUGGACCAGAGGAUACUCCUGAAGAGGUCCUGGCUCGGAUUGGCAGUGGAAAGUUUUCUCUGAAGGGCGGCUACUGGAACUCUGUCUCAGCAGAGGCCAAGGACCUAGUGUCCAAGAUGCUGCAUGUGGACCCCCACCAGAGGCUAACUGCUGCUCAGGUGCUGCGACACUCCUGGAUAGUACACAAGGACCGGUUGCCCAAGUCCCAGCUCAAUAGACAUGAUACUCCUCAUUUGGUCAAGGGUGCGAUGGAAGCCACUUACUCUGCUCUGAACAUGCAUGUUCCCCCUGUGCUGGACCCUGUAGGACACUCCUCGUUAGCUCAACGAAGAGGAGUGAAGAAGUUGACCUCCACAGCCCUGUGAUCCACCUGCCACUAGUAUCAAUCUCACCUGCACCAGUGCAUUAGUGUGAGUUUCGACUCCCACUGUGUUAGAAUAACAGUGUGUAAGACCAAAAAGAAACUUGACAAUGUAUUUGCUUGUACAAUCUUCACUGCCUACAGAUCAAGUUACAAGACAGUAUAUAUUAUUUUAUGAAAAUGAGAUUUUUACUGCAAAAAUAUCAUUAACUGUGUACGGACCUUUGCCCAAUUGCAAAUCAACCUAAGCCCCUACCACUACCUAUGCACUUGUGUAAAUCUGAGAAUAUUAGAUAGGUACUCAAUAUGGAGCUAUUACUAUAUUGCUUAUACCCAUCUAUUGGGCAAACUCCUCAAUUCUACAACAAUCAGUUUACCAAGACCCUGUCAAACUGGGGGGAGAACAUGUGCUAACCUCUGCUGCUGCACUUUCUCUCAGACCUUUGUGUUGGGUCAAAAGGGGUUUCUUUUUUUUAUCAGUCUUUACAUUUUUUGUCCUUUUCAUGAUUUAUAAAGGGAAACGUGAACAAGGUAUAUACUUAUAGCAAUUAAGAUUACUUUUACAGUCUAGUUUUAAGAGCCUAUUAAGAAUUUAUUUUUGUAUGUGGAUGAAUGAAACAUUUCCUACUUGGUGUGCAUGACUGAUGAGGCCACAGGACAGCUUUGUUUGAAAGGGAAGGGCUUUCCAAGAAGCUGUUGUGGAAAUGUAACAAGCUAGAUGGAGGUGAGAAUAGACACUGUAUUUCCCCUCUGUUUUGGCAUCUGUCUAUCCAUGUUUUUACAGAUAAAAAAAAAAAUCUCAGGUGUGGUCCAGGCAAGUGACUGCAGCUUAUUUUGUAGCUUCAAAAAUGAAAUUGAUCACGAUUAAAUAAAUAUACAAUCAAA
Molecule: messenger RNA, 3206 nt
Organism: Coregonus clupeaformis (lake whitefish)
Lineage: Eukaryota; Metazoa; Chordata; Actinopteri; Salmoniformes; Salmonidae
Product: ribosomal protein S6 kinase alpha-3-like
Exons: 23
Coding region: 124-2325 (733 amino acids)
Biological process (GO): protein phosphorylation; intracellular signal transduction
Molecular function (GO): ribosomal protein S6 kinase activity; magnesium ion binding; ATP binding
Source: RefSeq, a predicted model, not a curated record